AUGGACAAGGAUUUACUCUGUUUUAAUUGUAUUAGGCCUCAUACUUUUUUUUCUAAAACAUAUUAUUUGAAAGUGAUGUAAGAUGAAAUUUGGAUAUCAGCAGUAACCUUAUGAUUAAAAUAUUAAGUAUAACAAUUACGAGAAGCCAAAAUAUCGUAUAGAACUUAAAUUAACAACAUAGAUUUUGUGGAAAAUGGGAAAAGAAUCAUUAAAAGCAUUUGGAAUAGUUUAUCAAAAUAAUAUAAAAUAUUUUGAAGCAUAAUAAAUACAUCUUGAAAAAUUGAAGAAUACUUUAGGUGGUCGAGUGAUAUAUAGAAAUAUGGCAUCAUUUUAUGAGCCUAUUCAAUUGAUAGGAGAAGGAUUAUCAGCCAAAGUAAAUUAAUUAGUUAUUAUAGGUAUUUUAAAGUAUAGAUAAGAAGAGUAAAAAAGCAGUGGCUGUAAAAAUGAUAAAAUAAGAAUUUGGAAGAGAAGAACAAGUUUUGGUAUAUAAAUUAAUUUGAUUAUUAUUUAAGGACAUUGUCUAAACGGAAGUAUCUAUUUUAUAGUCACUUAACCAUUAGAAUAUUGUAAAGGUGAUUGAAGUUUAUGAAAAUGACUAAACAUUUUGGAUUGUUUAAGAAUUUGUAGCAGGAAUACCAUUAAGUGAUAUUUUAAAGUAAAAACUUGCCAGCAAUGAAAUUAAAUCAAUAAUGAUUGUAUGAUUGGAUAAAAUCGUAAUAGGGAUUAUUGAAUACAGUAAUGUAUUUACAAUCUUUAAAAAUUGUUCAUAGAGACAUAAAGCCAGAGAAUAUUAUCAUAUAAAAAGAUAAUUCUAUUAAAGUUAUAGAUUUUGGUUUUGCAGCAAAUCUAAAAUUUGGUACAGUUAGUAGUGUUUGUGGAACUCCUGGAUAUUAUGCUCCUGAAGUAUUGAGAUCAAAAGAAUCAAGUUAUAAUUCAGAUAUGUUUAGUGUUGGAGUUGUUUUAUUUAAUUUGUAUAGAAUUCUUAAUUUAUUCUUAGAAUAACCAAUCAACCUCUAUUAAAAUCUAAAAUGUAGAAUGUAUAACAAUUUGUACCUGAUUAAGAUGCAGCAGAUCUACUUAAAAAGAUGUUAGAAGUUGAUCCUACUAAAAGAAUUAAUGCUCAAUAAGCUCUAGAACACCCAUUUUUCAAAGAUAAAAUUAAAAAAACGAAUUAUGAUAAAUAAGAUAGUUAAUUUCCAUUAGAAAAUCACAUUUUACAAUAAUAAGAGUAGUUAAAUAUUUAAUCAUAUCUCCAUUAAAAAUGUAAUAUAAGUUUAGAUGCUAAGAUUAUCAAGUCUCUUAGAACUACAAAUCUUAUUGACUAAUGA
Paramecium sonneborni is the source of this 1328-nucleotide messenger RNA. The record is from the annotation of a GenBank genome assembly. Lineage: Eukaryota; Ciliophora; Oligohymenophorea; Peniculida; Parameciidae.